AUGUGUGUUCUCAUCGAAAUGAUCAUCGGCUUCUUCAAGAAGAAGGAGGAGGAGGAGGACACUAAUGGUGGUGGUUGGGUCUUGGCAAUGAAGAGGAGAAAUGGGGGAAUAAUGAAUGAAGGAUGGUGGACAUGUGGUGUGGUCUGGAAGAUGUUGAUUCAGGGUUAUAAUGAGAGGGGCGGUAUGGGAGGAUUGUUUUGUAUAAGUUUGAUCAUGUUGGAGUCGGGUAGGAAUGACACUGGGGGUAAGAUGUGCGGUCUUGUCAAUCGAAAUGAUCAUAGACUUCUUCAAGAAGAAGAAGAAGAAGAAGAAUGCUGA
Fusarium graminearum PH-1 is the source of this 318-nucleotide messenger RNA. RefSeq lists its product as uncharacterized. NCBI's taxonomy places the organism in Eukaryota, Fungi, Ascomycota, Sordariomycetes, Hypocreales, Nectriaceae. The transcript has a single exon. The coding region runs from base 1 to 318 and encodes 105 amino acids. The record is from RefSeq and is a predicted model, not a curated record.